Didymodactylos carnosus is the source of this 348-nucleotide messenger RNA. The record is from the annotation of a GenBank genome assembly. Lineage: Eukaryota; Metazoa; Rotifera; Eurotatoria; Philodinida; Philodinidae.
AUGUAUGCGCGUUUCACUAGAUUUCCAGACAAGCGUGUAUUUCUGAGUGGGGUGGGAGGGGACCUUAAAUUACGUUUAGGUUUCAGUAAUCGAGUAUUGGCAACAGUUUUUUCAUUUUCUUCCAAACGUCAAGUUGGACAUGUAAUUCAAAAUGCCAAGGUUGCAUUACUUCGUGAUUUUGUUCACCAUUAUCUUGGAUUUCAACAUAUAACAAGAGAUGAAGUCAUUCGUAAUCAUACAAGAGCAUUAGUUAAAAAAUUAUUGCUUGAUGGACGUGAUGGAAUUGUAUUAAUUUUAGAUGGCACUUAUGUAUAUUGUCAGAAAAGUGCCAAUAAUGCCUUACAAUGA